GAGCUAGGCUGGCUUCUUUUUCUAUUUAAACACCGCUCAUCUAAUUCAAUGUCUCACUGAUCUAUCGAUUGAAAUUACAUAGAGAAGCAAAAUGGGUGCUCUUGAUUACCUCUCCAACUUUUGUACCACUGUAAGUGUAACCAACUCCACCAUUAAGAGAGCCAAGCGCAAAGCAAUGCAGACGGUUGAGAUAAAAGUGAGAAUGGACUGUGAUGGUUGUGAAAGAAGAGUCAGAAAUGCAGUGACUUCAUUAAAAGGUGUGAAAUCUGUGGAGGUGAACAGAAAGCAAAGCAGGGUGAUAGUAAGUGGUUAUGUUGAUCCAAACAAGGUGUUAAAGAGAAUAAAAAGCACUGGGAAAGUAAGAGCUCAAUUUUGGCCUUAUGUUGAACAGCAACUUGUGUACUAUCCUUAUGCCUAUGGAGCCUAUGACAAAAGGGCACCCUCUGGAUUUGUUAGAAACGUUGUGCAGGCUGCCCCUAUGGCCUCAUCCAAUCAUCAAGAAGAAUUACUUGUCUCCCUUUUUAACGAUGACAAUGUAAAUGCAUGUUCCAUCAUGUAAUCUAUCUAGCUAAUAAUAUUGAAAUGUAAUCUAUGGUUUUUUUUUCAUUGGAUUUCAA
This is a messenger RNA of Medicago truncatula (barrel medic), 617 nucleotides long. Its product is annotated as heavy metal-associated isoprenylated plant protein 21. Gene Ontology annotation, molecular function: metal ion binding. NCBI's taxonomy places the organism in Eukaryota, Viridiplantae, Streptophyta, Magnoliopsida, Fabales, Fabaceae. The transcript has 3 exons. The coding region runs from base 92 to 559 and encodes 155 amino acids. The record is from RefSeq and is a predicted model, not a curated record.